Cylindrotheca closterium is the source of this 762-nucleotide messenger RNA. The record is from the annotation of a GenBank genome assembly. NCBI's taxonomy places the organism in Eukaryota, Bacillariophyta, Bacillariophyceae, Bacillariales, Bacillariaceae.
AUGUCAUACGAUCGUGCCAUCACUGUCUUUAGUCCAGAUGGACAUUUGUUGCAAGUGGAAUACUCGAUGGAAGCAGUCCGCCGAGGAUCCACAGUCGUUGGAGUCCAAGGAAAAGAUUGCGUUAUUUUGGCUGUGGAGAAGCGUGCCAUUGCCAAACUCCAAGAUGCCCGUACUAUCCGAAAGAUUGUGUCUGUUGACGAUCGAACUGUCUUGGCAUUUGCUGGUUUGACAGCCGAUGCUCGUGUUUUGGUGAACAAAGUAAGAGUAGAAGCACAAUCAUAUCGUUUGACUAUGGAGGAUGCUCCAUCGGUUGAUUACUUGGCAAGAUACCUUGCCAAGAUCCAACAGAAAUAUACUCAACAGGGAGGUGUGAGACCAUUCGGUAUUGCUACCCUAGUUGCUGGUGUCAACGAUGACGACAAAGGCAAGCGUCCUUUUUUGUACCAAACAGAUCCAGCAGGAACCCACAGUAGAUGGAAGGCACAAGCCAUUGGUGGAAGAAAUGCCAAGUCACUGCGAGAAUUCUUGGAGAAGCAAUACCAAGACUUGAAUGAAGAUGAAUUGACAGAAACGAAGUGCGUUCGCUUGGCUGUACAGGCUCUGUUGGAAGUUGUUGAUAGUGGCGCAAAAACAAUGGAAAUUUGUGUGAUCCGAGAAGGCGGUAUCAAGGAAAUGCUGAAGGAGGAAGCCGUCCAAGUUGUUGUCGAUGAAAUCGAGGCUGAACAGCAGGAAGAAAAGAGGGGUCCAUCCGGAAGCGAUUAA